Gloeophyllum trabeum ATCC 11539 is the source of this 1334-nucleotide messenger RNA. RefSeq lists its product as uncharacterized. The coding region runs from base 171 to 1334 and encodes 387 amino acids. The transcript has 7 exons. The record is from RefSeq and is a predicted model, not a curated record. NCBI's taxonomy places the organism in Eukaryota, Fungi, Basidiomycota, Agaricomycetes, Gloeophyllales, Gloeophyllaceae.
CACCCUUCCCUCUCCGGCCUCCCCGUCUCUUUCGUUUUCUUUCUUUUAAGCCUAAGGCUCUUUGUAUUUGGGCUGCCCGGCUGCGCCCCUGGACAACCUUCGCUUUUCACGCGACGCUUCCCCUCCUUUGACUCUCCAGCAGGCCCUGAUCUCCGGCAGCAACAAACGAAAUGUACUUCUCUUCAUCCUUCUCCAUCCUUGCCCUUAUGGCGCCCGUCCUGGUCUCGGCGGCUCCCAUGAGAAUGAGCAGACGAGCGGCUAGUGCGACUGAUCUCCUUGUAUUGAAAUUCGCCGACGUGUUGGAACAACUAGAGUCCCAAUUCUAUACCCAGGCGCUGUCAAAGUUCCAAGAGUCUGAUUUUAACGCUGCUGGUUUCUCAGCAGCGCAAGUGCCCAUCCAACAAUUCUCCGUUAUUGCCGGUGACGAGAAGACACACUCGACGGUACUCCAGUCGCAAAUCACCGACCUUGGCGACAAGCCCAUCACGAACUGCAACUUUGACUUUUCGAGCGCAUUGACCGAUGUGAAGACCAUGGCUGCUACCGCGCGUGUCGUCGAGAACGUCGGUGUCGCAGCGUACCUCGGUGCCGCGCACUUGGUGGACGAUGCGAGCCUUCUGACCGCUGCAGGGAGUAUCUUGACAACCGAAGCCCGCCACCAGACGAUCCUCAACGUCCUCAGCGGCACCGGUACCGCCAUUCCGAAUGCAUUCGAUCUCGCAUUCACCCCCUCUGAAGUGCUUGCCAUCGCAUCUCCGUUCAUCUCUGGCUGUGAUGUUGGCGUUGCGGCGAACCCCACAUUGUCUGUGACGAACACAGGUGCUGUCACGACUGGCACGGCCUUGACGUUCAAAUCUGAUGCCAUCCCCAGCGAUACUAGCAAAUUGAGCUGCCAGAUGCUCACGGGUGACAUGUCCUUCUCCGUCACGUUGCCCUUCGACAGCUGUGUCGUCCCGAGCGGUAUCAACGGCCCCGUCGCCGUCUACAUCACCAACGAUACGCAGCCCCUGCUCGCCAACGUUGUUGAGCGCGCCACCGUGAAUGUCGUCGCGGGCCCCACCAUGGCCUUCAUCGACACGACGCCGCAGAUGCUCGGUCAGCUCGCAUCGGCCACCGCGACCGCGUCGAGCGGCACGACGACGUCGACGAUCACGCCCGAGCAGGCGAGCUCGAUCAUGGCCAGCGCCAGCGCCGCACAGGCGACCGCGUCCGCAUCGGUUGGGGGCACCGCCGCCGCUGCCGCGGGCGUGUUGGACGAGACGCCUGGGAGCCGCAACAACUUCACUGGGCCUUCGCCGGACGGGCACACCUUCGUGAACGGGUACACCAACUGA